Helicoverpa zea (corn earworm) is the source of this 1428-nucleotide messenger RNA. Its product is annotated as zinc finger protein 333-like. Gene Ontology annotation, cellular component: nucleus. The coding region runs from base 108 to 1385 and encodes 425 amino acids. The transcript has 6 exons. Lineage: Eukaryota; Metazoa; Arthropoda; Insecta; Lepidoptera; Noctuidae. The record is from RefSeq and is a predicted model, not a curated record.
GUUCUGUGACUGUCCUGUCAAAUGUCAGUGUCAGAUCUGGCUGGACGCAUCGUACUGUAUAAUUUUUCCUGCAUUUGUUUAUAAAUUGAAAUUAUAGUAUAGUAAUUAUGGCUGAAUCAGACGGCGAUAUAGAGUAUUUGGAUGAAGAUGCCGACAUUGUUCAGCAAUGUGUGCAAGUAGUUCCAGUUCAAGUGCCACAUUUAGUACCCCGCGUUGUUGAGAAGCCUUCCCCGUUGCUGGUGGAACGGAUGCCGGCUGAAAGAAAAAGGAAAAAGAGGAAAGAUGAAGAGGAUUCUGACUAUGAUCCCAAUGAUGACUUAUUGCCGCCGAGUCCACCAAGUUCCAAAGGCAAGAAAAAGAGGCAGAAUGUUGUGAAAAAAGUUAAAACUUACCAGAGAGGAGAGGGUGUUCAAAAUUUGAAAGUUGGAUCAUCAUCAGGCAGAAAGGCUAAACAUUUUCCCGCCAAAGAGCCGGUUAUUGAUCGGAAACUUUGUAAUAUUAGGAUUCCUGAUUAUGAUGAUCCCUUGUGUUUGCCAGUAAAAGCGAUUAAAAGUGAAGAUUCUGACGUGAAAAGGUUGAAUAACUGGAAUAACGUGUGUUUGGAGCAUUUUAAACAUUGCGACAGCUUGCUGAAACCGGAGAGGGGAGACACUUAUAGUUCUGUGAGAACUGUUGUGUUCAGGAAUGUUGCUAAUAAACAAACAGGAAAACCAGAAACAACAAUUUGGAGCAAAACCUGUGUUGAAAACGACGAAGGUGACAAAAAGUCCGAGAUCUUCCAAUGCGUACUCCCUCGUUACAAAGAGAAGAAGGUACUGACUACCUUCAAUCUUGCUGCAAGGAGGCCGAAACCGUUCCAUUUGUCUGAUGAAGUGAUUCUGAGUAAGGAGGAUAGUAAAGACGGAGAGGUGCUCGUUGUAUAUAAGCCUAAGGAAGCGUCUUCUGCGGUUUAUAAGAUGGUGACUGCAUCUGAUAGAAAAUCAUCAGAAGGUAAAGAAGAGGAUUCAGAAGAUAAAGAAGAUGAUGAUGACUUCAAGAUGUACAUGAAAGAGUUGGCAUUCUGCAAGAUGUGUGCACCUUGCUUCCAGACCUCUUGGAGAGGGGUCAAGAAAAAUACUAGGAAAAGCAUUGCAUGCCCCAUCUGUUCUCGUUCGUUCGUGACGGUGUACAAUCUUCUGUCUCACUUCAAGACUCACUCCACAGAAGAUAUGCAGAAAUAUAAGACUGUCAUAUCUUCUAUUUUGGCAGAGAUUGUGGACUACCAUUACAAGUGCAGAGUGUGUCGCGAACAGUUUCCAAGUAUCAAGAAUUUGAGGCAGCAUGUGACUACACAUCAAGGCAACGAGUUCUUUACAUGUGAAGUCGGUAACCACUUGGCGAGAUAGGAUAAAUUCAGAUUAUGUUAUAAAAUAAAUAUAUUUGAUACAA